GUUGACAGUUGACAACACUCCCGCAGUAGCGCUGCCGCAACAAAUAACAAUAUGGCUGCCAUAAUAACAAUUUAACAAUAACAACAAGUCAACAACAAUUACAAAGCUGAUGAAAAUGUCAAGACAACCACAAAAAAUUAUUGGAGCAUUAACAGCAAAUAUUCACAAGUCAUCUAGGAUUGCUGGUGCUAUUGAAAAUGCAUCAGAAAAAGCACAAAGUUUUCAAAAUGUUGCAUCAGAAAAAUACAACACACUUGUAAAGAAUGUUCAUGGAGGAACAGCAACAAUAAUUCAAGAUUUUCGUGAAGCACGUUUACAACCAUCUCGACCAGUACCAAGACAAUUGAUUGAUUGGUUUAAAUGGUAUGAACAUUUAACUGGUAUUGAAGAUGUUGAAUUAUCAAAACGUCAAGUUAUUGAUGUACAAGAUAAACUAUUUGAAUGUCAAGAUAAACGUAGAAAUUUAACAAAUGAAUCAAGUCAAAUUGCUGAAAAGCUAAAAGAUAUUUAUGGUGAGCUAUUACAAACUCGAAGAGAUGAUCCAAAAUAUGUACAAUUAACAAUAACAGAAAAUAAAUCAUUACAAGAACAAGGUAAAAUAAUGACAAAUAUAAAAUUAUUAGAAAAUGAAGAACGUGAUUAUUUUACACAAUUAGCAACAGCAAUUAAAGAAUAUCAUGAUAGCCAACAAAUUAAUGCACAAAAAUAUAAAUAUUUAUCAAUUCUUGCAUCAGCAGCAAUUGCAAUAAUAUCAUUGGGUGGUUCAAUGAUUUAUAAUAAUCGUAGAAUAACUGAUGUUAGAAAUGUCAUUACCAGUGGACAAAUUAAAAAUGAAGAAUUAUUUAAAAAUUAUUUUGAUACAUUAGAUUUAAGUUUAAAAGAAAUUUUAGAAAAUAAUAAACACAUCAUUGAAUCAUCAUCUUUGAAAUUAAAUGAAUCUAAUGAAUCUCAAGAUUCUGAAAAAUCAAUUAGUCAAAAUAAUAUAAAAACAAAUGAUACACAUUUGAAUUUAUAUGAACAAAAAAAUUUCAUUAUUGGUGGCACAGUGCUUGCAAUUUGUUAUUUAAUUAGUCGAUUUGUUACUUAGAUAUUAUUUACUGUAAAAAAAAAAAAAAUACAACAUGAAUAAUAAAAAAAAUAUAUACAAUGUUUAAAAAUUCAAGAUAUUUAUUUAAAAAUUAAAUGUUAUUUAAUAGACAAAAA
Molecule: messenger RNA, 1203 nt
Organism: Aphidius gifuensis
Lineage: Eukaryota; Metazoa; Arthropoda; Insecta; Hymenoptera; Braconidae
Exons: 3
Coding region: 110-1087 (325 amino acids)
Source: RefSeq, a predicted model, not a curated record